Oncorhynchus gorbuscha (pink salmon) is the source of this 2793-nucleotide messenger RNA. Its product is annotated as suppressor of tumorigenicity 14 protein homolog. The record is from RefSeq and is a predicted model, not a curated record. Gene Ontology annotation, molecular function: serine-type endopeptidase activity; protein binding. The coding region runs from base 262 to 2697 and encodes 811 amino acids. Gene Ontology annotation, biological process: acrosome reaction; proteolysis. Lineage: Eukaryota; Metazoa; Chordata; Actinopteri; Salmoniformes; Salmonidae. The transcript has 19 exons.
AAGAAACAAUUGUUGACUGAAACAAACACCUCAGCCACGACAACCACAAAGGUGUCACAACUUUUAACCAGAGGAGUCAUUGAAUAAUUUUACCAAUGGGACAGUUGCUACUUUUGAUCAUAAUUUCAUUAAUCUCCCUCCCGCGUUGACUUGAAACGUCUUGGACCUCGGGAGGGAGGAAUAUUGUCCCGUGUUUCUAAAUAGUUUUUGUUUGAUUGAACUGUCUACCAACUGGAUUGAACUCUUAAGUAAUUGAAGAAAAUGAAUUCCGCACGAUUUGAAUACGAGGGGCAGAACGGGCGGCAUGAGCAGGUCACCUUCCUGGAUAACAAAGACAAGAUGGCAUCGAAGAAGAAGACUGGAGUGAUAGUGGGAGUCCUCAUCGCGCUGCUUGUCUUGGGAGCCGUGACAGGAAUCCUCAUCUGGUUCUUUGUUAGCAGGGAGUCUGCGGCCACCAUAAGUAUGAAGCGUGUCCCAGCUCAGCGGGUGUAUAGCGGGCACAUGAAGCUGGACAAUGUGCCCUACAACCAGAAUCUGGAGGACCCCACCAGCACAGAAUUCAACAAGCUGGCAGACGACCUGGAAGAGAUUCUUAAGAUCAACUACAAACAAGUUGAGUUCCUCUCCAAGUACUACACCACAUCUGUGGUGACUGCCUUCAGUGAGGGGGUGCUGGCCUACUACUGGACCCAGUUUGAUAUCCCGGCAGCGGACCUGGAGAUACUGCCAGAGUUCUCUGAGGAGCGGGUCCUGGAGGUGCUGUGGAACGGCAUCAGGGAGCAGGGCAAACGCUCCGGCCAGAGCCUCCACAUCAGCCAAGUCACUGCCUCACGCACAGACCCCAGGAUGGCCAGGAACCCCAGAGCCGAUUACGAGUGUUUCUUCCGGUUGGAGGCUGACUCUUUAGCUCAGAGCUUCCAGUCUCCAGGCUUUCCUGAUCAGUACCCGGCCCAGUCCCGUUGCCAGUGGCAGAUCAGAGCCCCGGAACAGAACGCCAUCUCAGUCCGCUUCUCCCACUUUCACAUAGAGGACGACUGCUCCGAUGACUUUGUGUCCAUCUACGACUCCCUCAGCCCGGAUGAGUCCCAGGCCAUCACUCACAAGUGUGGUCAGAGGCCUCCCAGCAAUCCCCUGGAGGUGGUGUCGUCCAGUAACAUCAUGCUCAUCAACCUUGUCACCGACAGUGCUGUCCAGAGGCCUGGCUUCAGUGCAGAGUACUCAAUCAUCCCCCUAACAACAUCCAAAAGUUGUGGAGGAGUCCUGAAGGAUGCUCAGGGGAACUUUAGCUCUCCCCAUUACCCCAGCUUCUAUCCCCCAGCCCUGGACUGCAAGUGGACCAUUGAGGUCCCUGCAGGGAAGCAGGUACGUGUGAAGUUCACCAUGUUCCGUAUGAAGGAGCCGAGAGUGGACGUCAGGGUGUGUCACAAAGACUACAUAGAGGUCAUGGGCACCAAGUACUGUGGGGAGUUGUCUUCUCUGGCCCUUACCAGUACCACCAACUCUCUGGUUGUGAUGUUCCACUCUGAUGAGUCCUUCACAGACAAAGGCUUCCAGGCUCAGUACAACGCAUAUGAUCCUUCCAACCCUUGCCCCAACCAGUUUGCCUGUGGCUCUGGGUUCUGUAUCAAGAAGGAGCUGCAUUGUGAUGGCUGGAACGACUGUGGGGACAUGAGUGAUGAAAUGAACUGCAAAUGUGAAAAGGACCAGUUUGCCUGUGACAACGGGAUGUGCAAGCCCAAGUACUGGGUGUGCGACCGUGUCAACGACUGCGGUGACGAGAGUGAUGAGAAGCACUGCAGCUGUGCUAAGAAUGAGUGGAGGUGUGGCGACGGGACCUGUUUGCCUCAGGAUGUGGUGUGUGACACUAAGACGGACUGUGUGGAUGGGAGUGACGAGGCUUCCUGUACCGUCUCUCCUGGCACCUGCUCUGACUUCAGCUUUAAGUGUAAGAACGAGGCGUGUGUGAACAAGGUGAACGCUGAGUGUGACCGGGUCAAAGACUGCACCGACGAAUCCGAUGAGGAGGGCUGCGACUGUGGCGUCCGGCCAUAUAAGCUUAACCGUAUUGUGGGCGGGGAGAAUGCGCAGCUGGGGGAGUGGCCCUGGCAGGUGAGCCUGCACUUCCAGACCCGUGGGCAUGUGUGUGGCGCGUCAAUCAUCUCCAACCGCUGGCUCCUGUCUGCCGCCCACUGCUUCAAGACCAUCAGCCCCGAAAACCACGUGGCCUCCAACUGGCAGACGUACAGUGGCAUGCAGGACCAGUAUAAGCAGGAUACUGUUCAGAGAAGAUCGGUGAAGACCAUUAUCACCCACCCAGACUACAACCAGAUGACCUAUGACUACGACAUCGCCCUGCUGGAGCUGAGCCAGCCGCUGGAGUUCACCAACACCAUCCACCCCAUCUGCCUACCCGCACGCUCCCACCUCUUCCCUGCUGGCAUGUCCUGUUGGGUUACAGGCUGGGGCACGCUCCGUGAAGGAGGUUCCAUAGCACGGCUGCUGCAGAAGGCGGAGGUGAAGAUCAUUAACGACACGGUGUGUAACGUGGUCACCGAGGGUCAGGUCACAUCCAGGAUGCUCUGCUCCGGCUUCCUGUCCGGAGGAGUCGACGCCUGUCAGGGAGACUCGGGGGGGUCCCCUGGUGUGCUUCGAGGAAAGUGGAAUGUGGUUCCAGGCAGGCAUCGUGAGCUGGGGUGAGGGCUGCGCUCGUCGGAACAAGCCCGGCGUCUACUCGCGCGUCACCAAGCUGAGAGAUUGGAUCCGCAAGAACACGGGGGUUUGAUGAUGUGGGGA